Molecule: messenger RNA, 896 nt
Organism: Vigna umbellata (rice bean)
Lineage: Eukaryota; Viridiplantae; Streptophyta; Magnoliopsida; Fabales; Fabaceae
Source: RefSeq, a predicted model, not a curated record
AAAAAUCCUGUGAGCAGAGAGGAAGCCAUGGAGGAACUGAUAGACGUGAUUGAGUCAACAACACCAGACAAAUUUACACCAAGAAUAGUUGAAAGAAAAGAAGACUAUAUCCGUGUGGAGUAUCAAAGCUCAAUCUUGGGGUUUGUGGAUGAUGUCGAGUUCUGGUUUCGACCAGGCAAGGGUUAUACUGUGGAGUAUCGAUCUGCAUCUCGAGUGGGAAACUUUGAUUUUGAUCUGAAUAGGAAAAGAAUAAAGGCACUGCGACAAGAGUUGGAGAAGAAAGGAUGGGCAUCUCAAGACACAAUAUGAUGAAUAAACUAAGGCCAAAGUCAUAUUAUCGUCAUCAUCUAAGAAAACAUUAUUUCACACCUUGUGACCUUCUAUACUUUAGUAAUUGAAAAAAAUCUCACAAGAUCAUCAAUGAAAGCAAUAUUUUAUUUGAUGAUUAGAAUUGUGGAAAUCAUUGAAAAUAGUACUCCAAACUCUCGGGGAAGAAAUGGAACGAAGAUGUAGAUCCAUAUCUUCUUGAAGUUCAUUAACUUGUCAACUUGUUUACAGUGAAUCAUUCUUGUUUCAAGAAUUUGAUUUGUUGUGGAAAGUUUGUCUUUGCUUCUUCUUGUAUUAGAAGUGACCUUUGUAGAGUGUGUGAGAAACACCGAAUUAAUCACAGCAUCCUUAUUACAUAACACACACCUCACAAAAAAAGUCUCUAUAUUUAUCUGUAAUUAUAGUUGUGUUUUUUAUGACCAUUUUACAACUCCAAUGGUAAUGUAUUUAUACUAGUCUAUAGAAGGAAUGGAAGCCACGUAUUAAAUGUAGGUAUUAUUCUAACUUUGAGCAUAUAAAUAUGUAGGCAUCUUAUCCUUUGGCUUAAUUGCAGUUACAUAUAGUUGAAU